Messenger RNA from Pelagomonas calceolata, 735 nucleotides. The record is from the annotation of a GenBank genome assembly. Lineage: Eukaryota; Pelagophyceae; Pelagomonadales; Pelagomonadaceae.
AUGCGGCGACGGUGUACGCUGCGACGAGCAGCGCUCGCCUUUCUCGUCCACGGCGCGACGGCGCAGGACCCGCUCGCCGGCUUCGGCGGCGGCGACGCCUACGGCGCGCCGCCGCCGCAGCCCAUGGCGCCGGGCCCCGGCGGGCCGCCGGGCAUCGCACCAGCACGAGGUGGAGGCGGCCUGGGCGGCAAGCUCGCCUUUUUGACGAUCGGCGCCGGCGCGGUGAAAGCUUUUGACACAUUCCAGAGCCAAAAGAAACAAAGGGAGCACGAGUCGCAACUCAGCAAGCUCCAGACAAGUGUUGCCGUGAAACGCGUCGAGAGCGAACAGGUCGCGCAGCAAUUGCAGACCUGCUACCAGACGGUACGAAGCUUACAACAAGCCUUGUAUGAGUCUGAACAAGAAGCCCUACAGCGCGACUACGAGGAGUUCAAGGCCCCCGAUUCGGAUGGCGACGAAAGGAUCAGUAUGUACGAGUUCGGGGCUUAUAUCAAAAAUUACAUGAAGGCCUACCCGCACAUCCCCGAGGAAGAUUAUCCUACGUUUGAUGAUUUCGAUCGCAACGGCGACGGGACCGUGACCUUCAAGGAGUGGCAGGCCUACCUCAAGGAGCAGAAGGCCGAAGCGAAAAGCUCGAAGGCCUCGCAGAAGGGCUACGAGGGCCUGUCGAAGACGGCGGACAAAUCCCAAAGCUUCGCGGAGAUGUACCGCAAGCUGAAGGCUGCCGGGGGGUGA